CCGCAAUAACUAUACAGAGCGUUCAAUCUCAAUGUCAAACAUAGUUCUAAUUAAUUGGAGCCAAAAGCCGAUUAAAUUUUUAAAUGAAUACUAUAAGAAUCACGAAUAUGCUCCUGGCUGUUUAUGGUCGAUUCUUGUUAUCGGUCUACAAGCUAAGAAUAAAGAUUCCCAAAACUUGAUCAUGGAAUUCCUAAUGACACUAUCUCGAUUCAAUUUAGAGCAAGUUGAUAUUCUAAUCUCUGCAUUUAAUAUUUUAUGGCUGGAUCCAUCGCAAUCGGACGUUGCUAAAUCAAUGCUCAAGUCAAACAUAGGCUUUGUUCUUUGACAAAUGUUUAUAAUGUUUCAAAUAUUCAACUAUAAAAAUAUAUACUUUCACGAA
Molecule: messenger RNA, 379 nt
Organism: Hyphopichia burtonii NRRL Y-1933
Lineage: Eukaryota; Fungi; Ascomycota; Pichiomycetes; Serinales; Debaryomycetaceae
Exons: 1
Coding region: 32-325 (97 amino acids)
Source: RefSeq, a predicted model, not a curated record